This is a messenger RNA of Aspergillus bombycis, 1197 nucleotides long. RefSeq names its product putative C2H2 finger domain protein (Ezf). NCBI's taxonomy places the organism in Eukaryota, Fungi, Ascomycota, Eurotiomycetes, Eurotiales, Aspergillaceae. The record is from RefSeq and is a predicted model, not a curated record. Bases 1 to 1197 code for a protein of 398 amino acids. The transcript is spliced from 3 exons. Gene Ontology annotation, cellular component: nucleus.
AUGGAGCAGGCUCCUACAUCGUUUUCUUCGCCCUCGCCCUUCGUUCGAUCGCCACCGGAAAAUCACAUAAUGCUGGAAGAUACUUCCGCUUAUUCAUCGCCUAUGUGCUCUGUCUCAAGCUAUCCGAGCAACUCGCAGUCGACCACUGGUUUAGGAAUCUCCCAUUGUGAGAUGGAAGACCCAUCCAGUCAGUUAAGGCUGUUUCCACCCGACACAUACCCAUCGCCGGUAACAGAAUGGCCGAAUCAGAUGAUCCCUCCCGAAUCCCUUCUCGAGACGACGCUGGACGUCGGUCAUUUCUCUCCAGGGCCAUGCUACGAGCCAUUUGGUGCUCAUUCUGAUGUUUCUGUCUCGCCCCUUACCUACUACAGCCCGCAAACUCUGAACGCCUCUUCUAGCUAUGGCUCUGCUAUGGAUUUCGCCGGAAAUUCUGGCACUUUGAGUGCCCCCUCAUCUCGCUUUUGGCCGAAUACCCCCCAAUCCGACGCUGCUAAUCCCGAGAUCCAGCCCCGAGUGAAGGAAGAACCUGACGACAGUUGGGAGCAACACAUUUUGACAAAGGCCAGUGAUUCUACGGGAAUUGGCUCGAUGCCACAAAUGCCUCACAUAGUGAGCAACAAUGCUUAUUCAACAUCUCAACACUUUUCCAAUAACGGUAAUGGUACUUUGGUCGAAUUAAACCCAAAUCUGGGAUGCCAGAGGGAUGAGAGCCGAAAGCCUACAGCACGAAAUGCUCCUGUUGAAGUAGUCUUUCAAUUGACGAAAAGCGACAGCGACCUCCCCGAUGAGCGGUGCAAGAUACCAUCUGCAAGUGGCCUUGAAUGCCCCAUCUGCAGUAUGAAGUUCACUCGACGUUCUAACUGUCGCGAACAUGUGAAGAGGCAUGACCCAAGCCUCAGAAAGUCGUACCACUGCGAGUUCUGCGAUAAGCCAUUCGGAAGAAGGACUGACCUUCGGCGACAUGUAGAUAGUAUUCAUCAUGGAAUCCGAAAAUUCGGUUGUGAGGAUUGUGGCCUACGGUUCAGCCGACAAGAUACACUCUCGAGACACAAAGCAGACGGUUGUCCUCGAAGACCACGACGCACGGGUGUCUCCAGAAAGUUCGAAGCAAUUCAAGCGUCGCAACACGUCCCUGGACUUCCUCCCAAAGAUCCCCACGGCAGAAACAAACGACGGCAGUCCUUACCGAAGCAAUAG